Molecule: messenger RNA, 1684 nt
Organism: Cyprinus carpio (common carp)
Lineage: Eukaryota; Metazoa; Chordata; Actinopteri; Cypriniformes; Cyprinidae
Source: RefSeq, a predicted model, not a curated record
CUAGGGUUAGUUUGCUGACACUGAAGCUGUCCGAUAGUGUAAAUGAAAAUAUGCAAAGAAGAUGUGGGUGUUGUAAGAGGUGAAGUCGAAAGGGAUCACAGAUGUAACGCGACGAGAGUCCAGUCAUCUGAACUCACAGAUAAACGACUUUAACCAUUUCAACUGAACCAAAAAAUACAUGUAUGGAAUUGUGAAUGAUAGUAUGAAUAAAGGUAUGAUAAUGGACUCAGAAGACAGAAUAGAAAGGACUGUUGAUAUCUACAUCAGUGCAGAGGCUGUAAGAGACAUGAAACAUAAGAAAGACACAGAGGACUUCAACACAACAAAAACCCAAACACCUCAACACACAGGAAGUGAUGGUGUGAAUAUCAGGAGCUCCAAAGCAGCUGUGGUGUGUUUGGUGCUGCUGUGUGUUUUUCUGCUGACCGCAGUCAUAGUGCUGUGUGUUACCUUCACUCAGGAGAGACAACAGAUAAUAACUAAGAUCACCAACCUCGCAGAGGAAAGAGACCAGCUACUAACCAACAACAAGAACCUCACACAAGAGAGAGAACAACUACGAACCAACAACAUGAACCUCACAAAAGAGAGAAACCAGCUACUAACCAACAACAUGAACCUCACAAAAGAGAGAAACCAGCUACUAAACAACAACCUGAACCUCACACAAGAGAGAGAACAACUACUAACCAACAACAUGAACCUCACACAAGAGAGAGAACAACUACGAACCAACAACAUGAACCUCACACAAGAGAGAAACCAGCUACUAACCAACAUCCUGAACGUCACAAAAGAGAGAGACCAGUUGAAAUCAGAAAAAAAUGAACUUCAGAAGCUUUUUGCGGGUGGAUGGAAGUGCCAUCAAUCCAGUCUUUACUUCCUUUCCUCUGAGACGAAGAGCUGGUCUGGGAGCAGAAAAUACUGUACAGACAAAAAAGCAGAUCUGAUCAGCAUAAACAACCAAGAAGAACAAGAUUUUGUGAAGAACAUUUCUGGUGGUAAACUUGUCUGGAUUGGUCUGACUGACACUGAUGUGGAGGGCACAUGGAAAUGGGUUGAUCGCAGCAAUAUGACCUUUAGGUUCUGGGAGACUGGACAACAGAAUAAUAUAGAGGAAGACUGUGCUCUAACUCGUUCAACAGGAUGGGCUGAUUUUCCAUGUGGUAAUAAGUAUAAUUGGAUCUGUGAGAAGAGUAUUUUUAAAUGACUCAUUAUGAUACAUAUUUAUGUAAAUAGUGCAUUUUGAACAUCUAAAUAUUUCUAUAAAAUAUCAUGUCUUGUGUUUAGUAAUUUUACCUGUUUUUAUUUGAAUAACCCUUUAAUUAGGGUAUUCUGUAAAAGAAAAAAAAGGUAAAAAAUAAAAUAAAAACCAUUUCAAUAUUACAGCUUUCAUAUUAAACUCUUUAAAUGAACUUUGUUUUGAUUGUUCAGUCAAACUUUGUCACAUCCUAUGAUCUAAACUAAUAUAUGCAUGUAAAAACAACAGCGAUGUUUCUACGGACUGUAAUAAUAUCAGUAAUACACUGAUAUAAUAUAAAUGUCCAUACAAACAGCAUUGUUCCAAUACUCUUAACCAAAAUGAUCAUGAUUUUAGUUUAAUUUGAACUGUGACCCUCUUUAAAUAUUUCUUGCAGCUUUUUUGUAUCAGCUACAGUAUGACAAUAAACCUACUUGACGAUGA